Messenger RNA from Chelmon rostratus (copperband butterflyfish), 2313 nucleotides. RefSeq names its product FA complementation group G (gene fancg). The record is from RefSeq and is a predicted model, not a curated record. Gene Ontology annotation, cellular component: Fanconi anaemia nuclear complex. NCBI's taxonomy places the organism in Eukaryota, Metazoa, Chordata, Actinopteri, Chaetodontiformes, Chaetodontidae. The transcript has 14 exons. Gene Ontology annotation, biological process: interstrand cross-link repair. The coding region runs from base 43 to 1962 and encodes 639 amino acids. Gene Ontology annotation, molecular function: protein binding.
UCAAACAAAACACCACUAACUUCUUCACAAAACAGCUAUGUAAUGUCUAAUAAAAUGCACCAACCGCUUUAUUUAUCAUCUAAAUGGAUUCAGGAAAACAACGACUUAGUAAACAAGUGGAAGCAGCACAAAGGAGGAGGCGAUGCCGUGAACCGAGACCAGAACCAGGCCCAUCUGAGAUGGUGUUCUUCUGAGUUUCAUAAACUUUUAAGGAAAAUCCAAGGUAUCCCUCCUCUUGUGCAUCACACACAGCUGGAGCUGACAGUAGUGUACAAUGCCUGUUUGUGCUCUGCUGCUCUGUCUCAGUUCUCAGAAGCUGAGCUGCUCCUUAUACAAGCCACAGUGAGAGGUCUGCAGAUGACAGGAGAUGGCCCUGUUGCGUCAGACCCUCCUUUGUUUUGGAGAACAGCUCUCAGAUCAGUGGGAAACACAGAUUUGAAUUCCUCUGUACUGUACCUUCUUUGUCUGCAGUGGGUGAUAUGGCUGGCCACCUGCCAACUGAAAACUAUUCUGGAAUUUCAGGAUGAGCUCUUAUCUUUGUUUGAGACACUAUCAGUUGGAGUUAUGGAUGAGAGGAGAUGCGAGGCAGGAGGAAAGUCCUCUGACAUUCCACUGCUGGUGAUGGAUCCAAGACAGCUAUUUGAACUAUUGCGGAUCUGUUCUUUCAUUGCCCAAGGUGCAGAACGGUUGAGUGAGGGUCAGAGUUCAGAAGCGCUGUCUGGUCUGCAGACAGCUUCCUCCCUGCCAGCUCCCAGAACUCUAGUAGCAUACACACACCUCCUCUCAGGUUCCUGCCUUGGCCAUAUGAGUCGCCCUCAGAUGGCAUUGCAGUGUUACAGGAAAGCACUGGAGACAGACUCUCGGUGUGUAUGUGCUCUGUACCAGAGCAUGCUUGUCUACAGACAGUUGGGCAACACUAAGGCUGAGAUACAGGCUCUUCGUUUGCUGCACUCAACUUUGAUGUUGCCCUCUGUCACAGAGCCUGCUGUGGCUGGUACUCAUCUCCUCUCCCCGUCCUUACUGCUCCGCGGCCAAUCACUGAAGAGCCUGCUCUCAGUUCCCUCUGCCCUCUUUGUCCUUCACAGUCUGGCCCAGAAGUGUGUGCUCCAUGGGAGGCUGUCAGAAGGUGUGGAAUAUUAUUUGGACUUGCUGGCUGCUCUACACUCAGAAGAUAAACAUGGAUUGCAUGCUGAGGUCUCUCCCCUCCCCAGGUUACCCGAGCUUUACCUGGAGGCUGGUGCUGCGUUGCUCAUGGCCCGACGGCCCGCUGAUUGCAUGGCGCUGUGCGAUGAAGUAAUUAGCACAACACUGGAGCUGCUGCCAGAGACGUUGGUGGUGGAGGAGCCUGAGGAGAAGUGUGAGGCUGAGGCCAGGGCUGUGGAUGCCAAGGGUGAAGAUAGGGUGGGGAUGCUGCUCUGGACAGGGGCUGCCUACCUCCUCCAGGGUCACUGCCACACUCACCUGAAGGAGUGGAAACAAGCUGUGACUCACUACACAAGGUGUGUCAACCUUCUGGUGAAAGUGCGCUUUAAAAAGACAGGUUGCCAACCACAGAUACCCAGUGCAGACAUGGUUGGCAGGCAGGGAACAGAUCUGUGUGUCCUCCAGAGGCUGAAGGGGCUUUCACUAGCUGGUAGGGGCAUCAGCUUCUCUCAGACAGACCAGCUGAGAGAGGCAUUGAGAGACCUGCAGCUCAGCUUGCAGGCGUUUCCAGGCUGUGUGGGUGCAGGACUGUGGUGUGGUGAAGUGCUGUGGAGGCUUGGCAGGAGAUGGGAGGCAGCAGCUUGUUGGGAAAAGACCUGGAGCUUCACCAAACAAUGCUCAGUAGAAAGUCUUUACCUACAGGAACCCCAGUCUGGCCCAUUAUUGGACUCCGCAGAGCUGCACCACAGAAUCCAGGAACUUGGGCCUACCUUGUCAGCCCAGAGAGGGACAAAAGAAGAAUACCCUAUCACUUACUGAAUGGGAUCAACUUUCUCUGGCCUUUGAACUGAAACCCAUACCCACAACAAUCAUGUAUCUAUUGGGACAGUAAAAUAAAGCAUCUUGCAAAUAAAGUAUCUUGCAAGGGCUUUCAGUUUUUGAGAGUGAGUGUGUGUGGGUGGUAAACCUAUUCAUGAAAUGAUUAAAGAUUACUAGAUAUACAGUAAAAUUUCGUGGUUAUUGGAAAUGAAAUGCUUAUUUUGGCAAGGCAAGAGUAAUCAAGCCUGUUACUUAAAUAAUUGAUUAUACUUGUCAAGAUAAAGCAGAAUUUAUACUACUUCAGAAGAUAAAUUGUGUUGCUGGUCUAAAAUACCUAUUUAUACCGAUUUU